AUGUUUGGUUUCAGCGGUAGUAAUAACGGGUUCGGAAAUAAACCAGCUGGUUCGACCGGUUUUUCAUUUGGACAAAACAAUAACAAUACAAAUACUCAACCUUCGGCUUCAGGAUUUGGUUUUGGGGGCAGCCAGCCAAAUUCUGGGACGGCUACUACCGGAGGGUUUGGUGCAAAUCAGGCCACAAAUACUUUUGGAAGUAACCAACAAAGUAGUACAGGUGGAGGCCUUUUCGGUAAUAAGCCUGCUCUUGGCAGCCUAGGAAGUUCAAGCACUACCGCUUCAGGAACUACAGCUACUGGAACAGGUUUAUUUGGGCAACAAACAGCACAACCUCAACAAUCCACCAUUGGAGGUGGGUUAUUUGGAAACAAGCCAACUACCACAACGGGAGGUCUUUUCGGCAACAGUGCACAAAACAAUAGUACCACAAGUGGGGGUUUAUUUGGUAAUAAAGUAGGAUCCACUGGCUCACUGAUGGGCGGCAAUAGCACUCAAAACACAUCUAACAUGAAUGCAGGCGGACUUUUUGGUGCAAAGCCUCAGAAUACUACAGCGACUACGGGAGGCCUAUUUGGCAGUAAGCCACAAGGAUCAACAACUAAUGGUGGCCUGUUUGGAAGCGGCACCCAGAAUAACAAUACCCUUGGGGGAGGUGGCCUUUUUGGCCAAUCCCAGCAGCCUCAAACAAACACUGCGCCCGGACUUGGAAACACGGUAUCCACACAACCAUCAUUUGCUUGGUCUAAGCCUUCAACUGGAUCUAAUUUACAGCAGCAGCAGCAGCAGCAAAUUCAAGUACCGUUGCAACAAACGCAAGCAAUUGCUCAACAACAGCAGCUGUCUAAUUAUCCGCAGCAAAUUCAAGAACAGGUGUUGAAAUGUAAAGAAUCGUGGGAUCCAAACACAACGAAAACAAAACUCAGGGCUUUCGUGUACAAUAAAGUGAACGAAACGGAAGCCAUUUUAUAUACAAAACCAGGACAUGUACUUCAAGAAGAGUGGGAUCAGGCAAUGGAAAAGAAACCUUCCCCUCAGACAAUUCCCAUUCAAAUAUAUGGAUUUGAGGGUUUGAAUCAACGUAAUCAAGUACAGACUGAAAAUGUAGCCCAAGCUAGAAUAAUUUUGAACCAUAUUUUAGAGAAAUCCACACAAUUGCAACAAAAGCAUGAAUUGGACACUGCGUCCAGAAUUUUGAAGGCACAAUCAAGGAAUGUUGAAAUUGAAAAAAGAAUCUUAAAAUUGGGCACACAAUUGGCAACCCUGAAAAAUAGAGGACUGCCAUUGGGUAUUGCAGAAGAGAAAAUGUGGUCGCAAUUCCAAACUUUACUACAGCGGAGCGAAGAUCCUGCAGGUUUAGGUAAGACUAACGAACUUUGGGCACGUUUGGCUAUCUUAAAAGAACGUGCUAAAAACAUUUCUAGUCAAUUAGAUAGUAAAUUAAUGGUUUUCAACGACGAUACAAAAAACCAAGACAGCAUGUCCAAAGGCACCGGUGAAGAAUCUAAUGAUCGUAUUAAUAAGAUAGUGGAAAUUCUGACGAAUCAACAACGCGGUAUAACAUAUUUAAAUGAGGUUUUAGAGAAAGAUGCUGCAAUUGUAAAAAAAUAUAAAAAUAAAACGUAA
Saccharomyces cerevisiae S288C is the source of this 1626-nucleotide messenger RNA. RefSeq names its product FG-nucleoporin NUP57 (gene NUP57). NCBI's taxonomy places the organism in Eukaryota, Fungi, Ascomycota, Saccharomycetes, Saccharomycetales, Saccharomycetaceae. The record is from RefSeq and is marked reviewed. Gene Ontology annotation, biological process: protein import into nucleus. Gene Ontology annotation, cellular component: nuclear pore central transport channel; nuclear pore; nuclear membrane. Gene Ontology annotation, molecular function: structural constituent of nuclear pore. The transcript has a single exon. Bases 1 to 1626 code for a protein of 541 amino acids.